AUGACGGCGAUUACAACAACGCUGAACUGUUUCAAAAACCUUCAUUGUGACUGUAAGAUAAAAGACACCGUUCCGAAGGAGCUUUGCGACGGACAAAUCUCCACAAAAUGGCUGCUAAACAUCAUGAUAAAGGCAGAUUGUCAAGUCAAAAAGCUGUGUCAUAAAUGUAAAAUUGAGAAGGUAAACUUGCAUAAAGUUAUUUUAAAAUACGUCAAUUACACUUGUCAGUUUGAUUAAUUUCAGAUCACUUUCACCCGUCUCGGAGUCGGCUCAGCCUUUAAUUCGACAAUUUACAGAGUAAAAAUCUCGUUUGAAGGGAGCCCGGUGUUCUCGCUGAUUGUGAAAAUCCCAUGCUGCAGCAUAACGGCCGAAGGAGGGCUGGUAAUGCCGAAGACAACGUUUAUGGGCCAUAAUAAAGAAGUGGAAUUUUACAACAUCUUCAAGGAUGUGGAACUCAAUACAAUCCCGAAGUGUUAUUUUGGACGGAAAACUGGAGAGGUAGGUUUUUAAGAGUCUUUGAGUGUUAUAGUCAUUCUGAUUGCUGUAAACGAAAUUUUCGAGAUACGUAUCAAAAAAAAUUUUGUAAAAUACGACAUGUUUUUUGUUUAGUUUGUAUAAAAUGCCCAAUUUUCCUCAAAAAAUCGGUAAAAAGUAAACAAAAAAUUAAAUAAGAAAAAUACCGUUUACCCAGGAACGUUUUUCAAGGUGCAAAAUAUCAUCGAGAAUUGGGUAAAACUGCUUUGUAAAAUACGUUAUGACUAUUUUCGAAUCAAUACUAUUUAGUCUUGGGUUAACAGGGGAAGUACCCCGAGUGCGACGCUCAGAUUUUAAUGAAACCUGGCACAAAUUUUGAUUUUUUUCUAAUGACCCACGUCUUGCAGAAAUAACCGAGGUCUUUAGAUCAAAACUCGGCGAAAAGUUGACACUUUUUGCCGAACUUCGGCACGAAAAAUUUCACGCAUCUUUCCACCAUACAAGGCAAUUUUUUCACAAGAAUCAAUUUUUUCGGCACGAAACUAGCAAAGUGAUGGCCAAAAACUAUUUUCUGUUUGACCGCCGUCCGCGUUUAGCGUUCUCUCUCGGCGGCAAACAUCGUUGAAUAUCUCAGCGGCGCCUGUAAAUCGCGAGCUAAAACUCAGGAAUUGAUGUUCAGUCCAUGCCCGACGUGUGGGCCAAAUUUAAAGAAAAUCUGCCGCAUUUGAUGUACUUCCCUUGUAGGUAAAACGUACAUAGGUAAAAAAAAUUGACAGCAUUCAACGGAAUGGUCGCAAUUGUUCUCCAAGACAUUACUUUUGCUUUUUUGAAGUAACAGGCAUAGGUAACAGAAGUCUCUAAAAAUGCAAGCCUAUUUUUUCAGAAAGAACAAGCCAUCCUGUUAAUCGAGGACCUUGGCGCUGAGGUCAUAACUCCCUCAAUGUAUCAGCCUUGCCGUCGCGAGCAAGUCUUCAAAGUCGCUGAAGAACUUGCUCGUUUUCAAGCGAAAGUGUCUAAGCUCCCAAAAAACUCAUGGUCUCAUUUCGAAGACUACUUCCACACCCUUGAAGUUCAUACUGUGUUAAACCCGGUUUGCACUCCAGCAAAUGUUGAGUACGAUUGUAAGCUGAUUUUUAUUGUCUAAAAGCAACUUUCCUUGUAUUUUAGCCAAUUUAAAACCGCUCUUGGACGAACUACAGCCAGUUAGCAAUGAAAAAUUUGCAAGAUACGCUUGCUUGGAACGGCCGGGAGAACUGGGUAGGUCUCGCAAUGUAUCUAAAAUUUAUUUUUAACACCUUUUUAGGAGCAAUUACCUUAUGUCAUGGCGAUGUUUGGAACGGAAAUAUGUUCUUCUACAGAGAUGCGACAAAAGAAAUUGGAAUCUCCAAUAAUCUCAGGGCAUUUGUCGAUUUUCAGACUGUUUUUGGAGGUAUCGAAUCUUAUUUACGUAUUUUAAAAAUCUUUUUUUGAUUGAUAGUAUGAUAAGAUAAAUAAAUUUUAGGAAAUAUGUUCCUCGACAUUGCUCGGUAUGUCGUCCUCUGUGCUAGAGGAGAAGUCAGAAGAUCGGUUCAUAAUGAAAUUGUCGGGCAUUUUUUGAGAUGUCUGAAAAAGGCGUUCAAAGAAGAAGGAGUGGAAUAUAAAUACAAUUUCGACGAGAAGGAGGUGAGCGCAUCAGAACAAGCAAUCACUUUUUUAGAAAAUCCGUAUCCGCUAUUACGUUUUAUUAAGAAUACCUGACAGCAUUGACGUAAAUUUAACACACCUCAUGUCUUAAAUUUGGCACAAUUUUACAAAACUCCGGACAGCAACAUUGUGUUUAUUAUUUUCCCAACAGACUGGUGCUAUAUUGCUCUGCAAUUCUAACCGGUUGGCUCAAAAAAAAAUUCAAAGUUUUAAGAUUGACAAACCUUGAAAAAAGGUUGGGCUUUUGUCGGAAAAACUUUAAAAUAGGAACUUAUUUACAAAAUUCUCCUUUCCGACGUUUCAUUUAUAACUACUACAGUUAUCUAUUUCGUAGAAGUAAAAAUACAACAGACAGCUGUCGAAGAAAAAAUGUGGCAGCUUUCGCUGCCUGGCCAAGACCAUUUAGAUUUGGCCAGUCAUAGUUUAGAUGAGACCAAUUAUCAUUUAGAUUUGGUUAUAGAUAAAUAAAAAGAAAAGCCAUCAAAGCGUUUACGCUUUUCGUUUGGGGACACCUCAUUUCUCUGAUUGUCUGCAGUCUCCCCGAACCUGUGGUCAUGUAGCAGUUUGUCGGGUGAAUAGUGAGCGCUCUGUUGCAUCAAUAAAUGGACCAAAAAAUAUUUUUUGACGUAAUUUCCCCACAAUUUUUUCAAAUUUAACUUUGACCCUGGCUGGCAAGACGGCUGCAGAAAUGCCCAUUUUCUUGUCGAGUACCUAGUAAACAACCUUUUUCCAUACCUAUUUGUUAGACUUUUCAUGCCUUCCAAGCUUUGUCAUGCUCAUAUCUAUGCCGAAAACGUACCGUUCCGUAUUUUACCCUCAAAUCGUUGUUUCUUUCAGGCUCAAGAGCUCUAUGAUCUAUGUGUUGUGCAGCAAGCCAUAGUCAACAUAAUGAUUAUCCCAUAUUUCUCCCCGAACGCUGAUGGCGCUCCGGAGGAAACGCACAAAAUAAGAAUGGCGGAACUUCAUCAACGAAUGAAGGAGAUGUUUAUUGAUGCGGCUGAAAUAAUGCGCAAAUAUGGAUGGGAUAAACUGUAA
This is a messenger RNA of Bursaphelenchus xylophilus (pine wood nematode), 3192 nucleotides long. NCBI's taxonomy places the organism in Eukaryota, Metazoa, Nematoda, Chromadorea, Rhabditida, Aphelenchoididae. The record is from the annotation of a GenBank genome assembly.